Messenger RNA from Amoebophrya sp. A120, 1656 nucleotides. The record is from the annotation of a GenBank genome assembly. NCBI's taxonomy places the organism in Eukaryota, Dinophyceae, Syndiniales, Amoebophryaceae.
UUAGAUUUUCGCGCACGCAUUUGGUUACCAAUAUCGCCCUCCGGGCGCGAUCUUCAUAGUCCAUGAAGCUGAAGCAUGACAGGACCACAACAUUCAAGAGCGAGCAGAAACACAGUUGGUACCGCGCCGGGGCAUGUCCCGUACUGCACGACUUGCGACUCUAACAAAUUGCGCAGGAGAGUCUCUGUAGAAGUGGCCGCGAUUAGAACGAAAUCAAAAUAGACAGAACAGCUUUCUCAAGCAGGAAAGAACGAGGUGAAGGUGAGCAAGUAGAUCGUGAGACAACUGUGUAGCAUCAACAUGCCCCACCGUCUUGGGCACGAGUUGUACCAUCACGGCCGUGGUGCAUGGAAAACUACUAGCGUACAAAAUUCAACAUGUGAAAGCUUUCACUCUUCAAUAGCUACGGUUGUGCAGGUUCGGAUAAAAUCAAAAUCUGCUGAGAGCAAAAUAUUAUGGCUUCAUCUAAUUCCUCUACCCCCACCUCAUCUUCCGCAGCCCGCCCCCGAGCUUCGACCCGCGUGAGCCUAAACAGCGCAUCCCCUCCUGACGCGGCUACCUCCAGCAUGUCCUCCACCCUUGUAAUCGGGGGCAUCGAGGAGCGCACCCGCGUACUACGGGGAAAAGUUCAAGAAUAAGAAUUUUUGCAAAAAUAGCUAGGCGGGUUCGACGAGGGCGCAGAAGCAGAUGACGAAAUGAAUUCCGCACUGCAGGUCGGCGAGGUACAUCUCCAGCGGGAAAACCGCGGAGGGCGGCUCGUGAGGGUGGCCCAGGAGCAUCGCGCGCGCCCGCUUUCGGAUCGGUCUGAAGGAGGCACUCCUUACAAACAUGCGGCAGCCUCAAUACUCGCGCCCCUUUUUGCUUAUAGGUCGUGAUUAGCAUGAAAAUAGGCCAUUGCCAAUCGGUGCUGAGUUUUCAAGAAUGGACAGGGUGGGGGGUUCCGAAGAGGGUCCGGAAGCGGCAAAUUGGCGCCCCCCCUCUGAGCCCCCAAAUCGGCACCAUGGCGUGGGUGCUGAGUUUUCAAGAAUAGAAAGAUCGACCCCCCUGAAGACCCCCCAGCGAAAGCCCCCGCGGAGGCCCCUCGCUGAGAUUUUUUGGCCCUCCGAAAGAGCCACAAAAUUGGGCUCCGGCUCCCUUUGGGUUCCCCGGCCAACAAAAGCAUCGGGCGAGGGCGGGGCCGGGGUGGUGGCCGGGCCGUAGAAGCGCCGGGCCGCAGCCUGGGGGUGGGGCCGCAGCCGGCCUUUUGUAGUUUCCUCUUUUUCUUCCGUGUGUGGCAUUUGUCUUGUACCUACUGCAAAAAAACUACAACAACACGACCCAGCACAUAAGUACCGUCGCUGGGCCCCCUAGUCAAUUUUUGCUCGGAUUCCUAUUCUUGAACUUUUCCCCUUAGUACCGCGGCCGCCACACCGAGCGGCUGAUCAAGUCCGCCAAAUUGCUUUUGAAAGUUGCGUCUAUUGCAAAAUUUCUGAAUGUGUUUUGAAAGUUGCGUCUAUUGCAAAUAGUGAUCAAAAGCACAGCUGACUGGCAUCGAGUGCUGGUGCAUAGGUCACUGUGCUGACACUGACACACAAAACAGAGAGAGAGAGGAAACAAGCCGCUUAGUGCUUGUAUUGUGCAGAAAUAUUAAAGUUGAUGUUCAUUGCGAAUGAAUUU